CUGAGAGUGGUUGAGUACCUCGCGGGGCGCGGCAAUAGUAGGUGUACAGGAUUUCCGAGCUGACGUGGCUUAAAUUGGGUAGGGGUGGGGGGCCUGGAGCCUCCGGCGGUAGCCGCUUCCAGGAUGCUGAGCCGAUUGUCAGGAUUAGCAAAUGUUGUUUUGCAUGAAUUAUCAGGAGAUGACACUGAUCAGAAUAUGGAGACUCCCUUAGAUCCUGAAUUACCCCAAGAAUCGGACAUGGAGUUUAGUAGUAGAACUCAAGAAGAUGUUCUGGAGCGCUUAGCUUGUGCAGAACAGUUGGUGGUAGAGCUAAAGGAUAUUAUUAGGCAGAAGGAUAUUCAGCUGCAGCAGAAGGAUGAAACACUACAGGAAGAAAGAAAAGCUGCUGAUAACAAAAUUAGAAAACUAAAACUUCAUGCUAAAGCCAAAUUAACUUCUUUGAAUAAACACAUAGAAGAAAUGAAGGCACAAGGAGGGACCGUUCUACCUAUGGAACAGCAACCAGAGGAGCAACUCACCAAGCAUGACACGAGCUCUACAGAGGAAAAGAUGGAAGAAGUAGAAAAGAUAAAACAUGAUCUCCAGGAGAAGGAGGAACGAAUUAGCAGUUUGCAAGCCCAACUUACCCAGGCACAGGCAGAGCAAGCUGCACAGUUUGAUAAGACUUCUACAGAAAUGAAAGAUUUUGUAAUGAUGAAGCAACAGCUCCAAGAGAAGGAGGAACUCAUUAGCACUUUGCAAGCCCAGCUCAGCCAGACUCAGGCAGAACAGGCUGCACAGUUGAGUUCCAUGCAGCAGGUGGUCCGAGAGAAAGAUGCCCGCUUUGAAACACAGGUUCGUCUUCAUGAAGAUGAGCUUCUUCAGUUAGUAACCCAGGCAGAUGUGGAAACAGAGAUGCAACAGAACUUGAGGGUGCUGCAGAGGAAGCUUGAAGAGCAUGAAGAAGCCUUAUUGGGCCGUACUCAAGUGGUAGACCUGCUGCAAAAAGAGUUGACUGCUGCAGAACAGCGAAACCAGAUUCUCUCUCAGCAGUUAUAAGCAGAUGGAAGCUGAGCAGAAUAUUUUGAGGAACACAAUGGAAACAGAAAGACAGGAGUCCAAAUACUGAUGGAAAAGGAUGGAACUUGAAGUGGCAGAGAGAAAAUUAUCCUUCCCAUAACCUGCAGGAAGAA
This is a messenger RNA of Choloepus didactylus (southern two-toed sloth), 1172 nucleotides long. Its product is annotated as golgin subfamily B member 1-like. The transcript has 9 exons. The coding region runs from base 124 to 1038 and encodes 304 amino acids. NCBI's taxonomy places the organism in Eukaryota, Metazoa, Chordata, Mammalia, Pilosa, Megalonychidae. The record is from RefSeq and is a predicted model, not a curated record. Gene Ontology annotation, cellular component: membrane; cis-Golgi network; Golgi apparatus.